GAAAAUAUUUUACUAAUACUAAAAUAAACUUACAACAAUCGAAUGUCUUUGUAAAUAUUUUAUUGCUUUUAUACUUUUUUCGAUAAUUUCAUCAUGAUAUUUGAAACAAUUAUUUUUUUACAUAAUUUUAUAGAUUUUUUUUUAAAUUCAAUUCAUAAAUAAUGUAGAAAACAGACAGUGAUGAUUUCACAAUAACAGUAAAUAGUAUUUAAUUUAAUGAUACGAUAUAAUAAUACUUCGUGAUCAGCGAUGUCUGUUUAGUUGUUAUAACAUCAGGUUCAAUUGUGGUAUUAUUAAAAAAAUAAAUUGGUCCCACAGUUCACUCUAAAAUAAUUGAAUUCCACGAUGCAUAUAAUUAGGUACUUACACAAAAAUGUGACUUGGGGUGUUAUUUACAAAUGAUACUAUACAAAACUAAUCAGUACGUAGAUAUCCCUACGUACAUUAAAAGGUGAAGAAACAUUUUUACACAUAAUAUACAGACUACUUAAUUAUCUAAAAUACAUAUCGACAAUGAGCAAUGGAUAUGCUGCAUCGAGCCUUACAUUAAGUAAUUAAUUGUUUGUACCGAAUAACAUUAAAAAUAUUCGUUCUGAUACCUAAACUAAAUCGUUUUCAUAAAUAAUAACAAUACUGAUGACCACUAUAAGAAAUAAAACCUAUAGGAAUAAUGUAGACAAAGUUCUUAUAAGUUAAAUGUGUUUUUACAGCGGUAAUAUUUCAUUGUAAGUUGUUAUAGUAAAACUUCACUAAAGAGGUUUCAUAACAGCAAAUAAUUAAGUAUACACCUUUAUCACAUGAACGUUAUACAACUACUAUAUCUUAAACUAAACCCUCUCUAAGUACCUAAAUUUUGUAACAAACUAUAUCUUUCAAAAUGGUGUAAAUUGCUUUAGAAAUUAUUUACUGGUCCUUUAUAUUUACGAAAUUACGAUAGAUGUGUACAUAGAUAUUUAUAAAAUAUCAACUUUUUGUAUUUAUACCUCGACUUCACUGAGUUAAAAUAUAUGUGUAAUUUGCAAAUUUAAUAGAAAUGUGACAAAUAUAACUUUACUUCUGUGUAACUGUAAAGCAUAUCUAGGUAAUUUUUACAUUCGUGGGUUCUCUGUACUAAUUUCGUAAAUGAGGAUGAAACCGGACUACACGGAUGUACACAUGUAGUUUGUGUUACUCUAAUGCCCAGACAGGCAUUUGAAUAUCUUUCGAACAAAAUGACUCAGGCCGUUGUUGCGCGCAUCCAUUACAGAACGCCUUCGUGUGAGCGUCGUCUUACUAAAUCCCUGUAUCAAUAAAUUAUACGAGACCAUUAAGCAGCUCAUAGUAAAAGUGGGGUCGAACAAGGUCGCAAAUGGAAUGGCAGCAGUGAUCGAAGUGUUGUAGAAGUUAUGGCAGUCAAGAGCUGUUGUGUCCGGGCUGAACGGUGAUGGGCGCCGGAGUGCUGCUGGCCACUGCAGGCCGGGCCUUCGGGCUGCUCGGCCGCGAGUGUUCCGCCUCUGCCUCCGCAUCGCGUUCCGCCACCUCUUCCUCGUCGAUGAUAGAGAUGUCGCGGAUAGACGGACGGUGGGAUCGUCGCCAACCUUCAAAAAAAAAUAUUCACACGUUAAAUACAUGAACAAAAGACAUACCUGUACAUUGUAGAACGCAAACAGGAAAAUUAGUGCCUAUAAAACUCGGCCGCGUACUUAGGUAUGUACAUAUACAUACAUAUACAGCUUGUCAAGAACAAGGUUUAGUCAUGAUCUCUUGUGUCUAUCGCGCAUACAUACGUUCAAUCGUCAGAUAAAUAAGGUCGAAGUUUAUCCGAAUACUAUUUUGUGAGUGUUAUAUUUGUGAUGUUAGUUUCCAGUAAUCAUUAAAAUGUUGAGAAUAGUGCACGGACCCUAUAAAGCAAUAAUACUGUUAGUAUUAUGCAGUGGUAUUUGUGGUUUGAAAAUUAAUAUAAAUGGAGUGAAUGACAUUAUUCAACGGGAUAACUUGGACAUAUUGUCGCCUCAACUUGCAGAGCCGUCAAUAGAAGACGAAAAUGAAUUGGAAGUUGCAGCAGAAAAUGAGAACGGCUUAUUUAUAACAACAGUCGAAGAUUUUCGCAAUCAAAAUGAAGGUUCAGUCGAGAAAACUCUAAAUGGUGCGGCGGAUGACGUAAUCAAACGGCAGAGACGGCAAGCAGCUCAUGGGUAUUCACCACUGUAUCCACAGCUACCCUCGGGACCCCCGUACAAUUAUCAACAGCAGCCUGGAUACAAUCCUUAUACUACACAACCAAAUCAACUACAACCUGGUUAUAAUCCUUAUGCCCCAAAUGCUAAUCAACACCCAAGUUAUAAUUCUUCGAGCGUAAAUCCUUACCAACGACCAUCACAAUGGAACCCGAACAGCUACAAUUCUUCGAGACCUGGUACUAGUUAUAAUCCUACACCUAGCCCUUAUAAUCCGUCAGGUCAAAAUCCGUACAAUCCUCAUUCUAAUUACCCAUUUUCCAAUACAUCAACUGCAGGAUAUCCUUACAAACCACCGUAUGGACAGCAUCCUUUCCAGAAUCAAACAUUCAAUUCUUCGCCUUACCCGGGUGGGUAUAGACCACCAAAUUCUACUUACUCCACUCCUAUACCUUCUUACAACAAUCGUCCAGGGCAAAACGUUUACAAUUCUUCAUACCCUGGUCAAUCGCCUUAUAACAAUAACUAUCCUUCAUACGGCAAUAUGCAUCCAGUUCAACCAUUCAAUGCGACUGGUCAACGCCCACCGUACUCGAGUCCCGGUCAGUAUCCUCCUUAUAAUAGUAACAAUUCUUCUCCCCUCCCCAUGCAGCCUAAUGGUUCUCCCUACGGACAAUCUCCCUACAAUAAUAGCAAUUAUAACCCUUAUAACCCUAGUGCUCCUAAUUAUCCUCAGAAUCAAGGUCAAAAUAAUUUCUUCUAUCCUCAAAAUAAUACAGCGUAUGAUCCCCGUAGAGUGCCGCCGCAAAACUUCUCUUAUCACUAAACGCGUAUUAUUUUGUAAACAUUUUUAACAUUUGUCUUUGUUCUACCUAAUUAUAAGAGUUUUUAAUCUUUGCUCGUUAGUUAAUCGUGUUAUUUUGAGUUGUAUAUGUAAACACAACUGUAAAAAUGUAUAGUACCUAAUAAUAACUAUAAAAUGUAUAAUACAUUAAAUGAUUUGUAUAAUAAAACAUUGUCGUUAUUUCAAUUUGCAAUUAUCGUGUAGUAAAUGGUAUUGAAGACAUUGAAUAGGCUUUAUAAGUUGUGGCAUCCUUGUUUGUCCACAUUUUUGUUAGCGACUCAUCUUUGUAAUUAUGGUCACACUGAGAACUAAGCAAGGUUAUAUGUAUGUAGGUGUUAAACAAAGUAAAGUGUAUAAUAUAUCUUACCUUCCAAGACCGGUGGCUUAGUUGUUCUUGAGAGUAGUUUGGGCCCAGUUAGCGUGAUGACGAUGGCUCCGAUGGGUGCGGUGAUCACGAUGGACAUGAUGCAAACUGUAAUCACGGUCUCUGCGUACUCUAUCAUCACUGGGUCAGGCUCUCCGCCGGCCAUUUUACGCACUUCAUCCAAAGCAACUGGUCCGAGAGCGGCC
Molecule: messenger RNA, 3570 nt
Organism: Spodoptera exigua (beet armyworm)
Lineage: Eukaryota; Metazoa; Arthropoda; Insecta; Lepidoptera; Noctuidae
Source: the annotation of a GenBank genome assembly